Messenger RNA from Macrosiphum euphorbiae (potato aphid), 378 nucleotides. The record is from the annotation of a GenBank genome assembly. NCBI's taxonomy places the organism in Eukaryota, Metazoa, Arthropoda, Insecta, Hemiptera, Aphididae.
AUGUCGGUCGUCUACAAAGCCGUAAUUUCAGCAGCCGACAAAGUUGUACCACGGGGCUUGAGGCCACUUUGGGAACAUCCGGCGGGUCCAAAGACUAUUUUCUUCUGGGCACCCGCAUUUAAAUGGGGCUUAGUUAUUGCUGGCAUUGGAGACAUAACUCGUCCAGCAGAAAAAAUUAGCAUGUCUCAAUGCUCAGCAUUAGCUGCCACCGGUAUCGUGUGGUCACGAUAUUCACUCGUCAUCAUACCAAAAAACUGGAGCUUAUUUAGUGUUAAUGUUUUUGUGGGUGCUACAAAUUUAUAUCACUUGGCCAGAGCUUUUAUGUACCAGCAAGAACAAAAGAAGGCAUUAGAAAAUGGCAGUAAAAGUGAUAGUUAG